AUGGCGAAUAACAACUACCCGUACGAGAUUAGAGAUGUGGAAACACCAGAGACAGAAGUCUCGCAUAAUCAUGAUGAAAUUGUCAGUAUUGGACCUAAAGGCUACAUAUUCCCAAAAAAGUUCAGAGAAAUGGCAGCUGACAUAUAUAACAUGGAAGUGAAACCAUCUGACGUUUACGUCUUCAGUUAUCCAAGAUCAGGAACAACAUGGACCCAGGAGUUAGUAUGGUUGGUGGUGAAUGACUUGGACUAUGAAACAGCUUUGAAAAUACCACUGACAGACAGAUAUCCAUUCUUAGAAGGAUCAAUGUUCUUGAAUGAUUCAAGGAAACAAAAGCUUCUCGAUGAAAGCAAAGACAAUGAAACAAAUGCAAAAGAUAUACAAAAUGUGGUGAAAUCUGCGGUGGAGCUCGUCAACGAGAUGCCGUCUCCACGAUUCAUAAAGACCCACUUACCACUCUCUUUAUUACCACCAAAAGCUCUCGAAGCCAAGAUGGUUUAUGUUGCAAGAGAUCCACGAGAUGCCAUUGUCUCAUUUUACCAUUUAAUAGAUUCACUGAAAUUGGCCAAUUUUAAUGGAGAUUUUAAACAGUUUUGGACCAUGAAGAAUUACCAAUCCUGGUCCCCAUACUUUGAUAACGUGAAAGAGGCGUGGGAGAAACGAAACCAUCCCAACCUACUCUUUUUGUUUUAUGAAGACAUGAGAAAGGAUCUUGGAUCAUCUGUACGUCGAGUUUGUGAUUUCUUUGGCAAGAAAUAUUCCGAUGAUCAAAUAGCUAAAUUGUGUGAUCAUCUCACUUUUGAUAACUUCAAAAAUAAUCCUUCUGUCAAUUACGAUCUCAUGAAGAAGAUUGGAUUAAUGCAUACUGAUAAGGAAUUCGUAAGAAAAGGUAAGACAGGCGGUUGGCGUGAGUACUUUGACGAAGAGAUGACAGCUGAAGCAGAUAAAUGGAUAGAAGAAAAUCUACGCGAUACAGAUUUACGCUUUCCAAGCAUGCAGUAA
This is a messenger RNA of Pieris macdunnoughi, 1002 nucleotides long. The record is from the annotation of a GenBank genome assembly. NCBI's taxonomy places the organism in Eukaryota, Metazoa, Arthropoda, Insecta, Lepidoptera, Pieridae.